CUCAUAUUCCAUCCUUCCUCGCCAUGGCGCUUCAUCAUCAUGGCAAUCUUUAUUCUGCCUUCCAAAUCUCCCCAAAAGCAUAUUUGCCUUUGCGCUGUAUGCCAAUAGUAAUGGCAAUGUCGAUGCAUGAUUCAUCGAUUUCAUCCCAUAUUGCCCCUCACAAACCUUUUUAGGCCCCUCCCCAGUCCCCAGCAGCUUCUUCCGGAUGCACGUACCGCGGCUGCCCCUCCUCCUCAAGAUCGCCGCCGCGGCCGCCGCCGGCGCUUUGGCGCUCAUUUUCGCGAAUCGCCUCCGCCGGGACUACUCCGUGGCAUCCCUCCGCCUGGAGAUCCGCAACGCCGUCAAGGCGCUCGGUUCCGACGACGGCGACGGCGAGGGCGGGGGCGGGGGCGGGGAGGGCGCCCCACCGACGCCGCCGUCUGUGCUAAUCACGGGGUUCCGGUCCCACGGCAAGAGCUCGCUGGUGAACACAGCAUGCCGCGCGCUGGCCGGCGAGGACGGUCCGCUGCUGCUGCGCGCGGAGACGUCGCCGCCCGGCGGCGGGACCGACGGGACGAGGCGGCGGCGGAGGGUGGAGGCGGUGGUGUCCGGUGCCGAUGAGGACGUGGUGGAGAAGGAAGCCGUGGUGGAGCUGCUGGACGCGCCGCCGCUCCCCGAGGCGGCGAGGCUGACAAGGCCGGACAUCGAGGCCGCGAUCGGCGACGGGGACCCGGAGUGCGUGGUGUUCGUGCUGCGCUGCGACGCGCCUGCUAAGGAGAGAAACGCCGCCGUGAAGCGCCUGCCGGAGAUAUCUGCCGUCGUCAGGGCGAAAGGGCUUAAUUUGAUCAUUGUAUUAACUUUUAAGAAGGCCAUGAGAUCAAUAAGGCAAGCUGAAGAGCUUCUACGUGAGGUUUCAUUCAGGGCCAGAACAGAUUGUGUCUACUUCAUCGACAACUACACCUGGAGCCACAAUGGGCCCGACCUCCGCCAUCCGCCUGUCAUCAAGAACGACUUCGAGACGCAUUUCACGGUGCUGACAAUCAUUCGGCAGUGUCUUGAGUUCAUCAAGCUAAAUAGGAGCCCGUCCAAGGGCAAGAAGACCGGCAAGGGGGCAAAACCGGCUGGAUCCAACCUUAAGAUCCCACCGGAAGAAGCUAAGACAGUGCCCUAGAUUUUAGUGUAAGACGUUUGUUCAACAGUUGGGGAACCUGAAAUCUUCACUAAACCGCGCAGGUAUGAUCUACUGCAGGGUAAUGUAUUUAUACUUGUAUAGUACUGAGAUAGCCUGACUGCCUGACACGCUGCACAAAAUGUACGUUCAUUUAUUCUUUAUGUGAAGUUACAUGUCUUUUUAUCUGCUUGCUGCCUUUUUCGUUUUAUACAUUCAUAAGACAAAGGGGGAAAACC
Molecule: messenger RNA, 1386 nt
Organism: Phragmites australis (common reed)
Lineage: Eukaryota; Viridiplantae; Streptophyta; Magnoliopsida; Poales; Poaceae
Exons: 2
Coding region: 206-1150 (314 amino acids)
Source: RefSeq, a predicted model, not a curated record